Molecule: messenger RNA, 303 nt
Organism: Iphiclides podalirius (scarce swallowtail)
Lineage: Eukaryota; Metazoa; Arthropoda; Insecta; Lepidoptera; Papilionidae
Source: the annotation of a GenBank genome assembly
AUGCACUGGAGCCGUCUAACGAUUUUAAUGGCGACAGUUAUGAUAGACACGGAGUGUAUGAGUGAUUCGUCAUCGUCAUCCGAAGAUUAUGAGCCCUCACUAUUCAGCGAGUUGGACGAUGGCAGUAUAUCAGAUUUAGAAGACUUACUUAAAGCAAAGUUGAAACUCAAAAAUAUGUUAUUUAAAAUGGAUAAAAAAUACCUGAUUCAAAAGCUUCGUGACGAACUAAGUGAAGAAGAAAAAAAUGAAGUAAAGUAUUUCGAGAGUAUACUGAAAAAUGUGAAAUCUAUUACAAAAAGUCAA